CCUUUCCUUCUUUGCUCCAAACUCAGAACCUCCUUUUUUCUUUAAAUUUUUAUUUUAUAAUUUUCAAUUAAAAACAGUAGAAACUAAAUAAAGAUAUUUUAUUUUAUUUUAUUGUUUUUUAUUCUGCUUUCUGUAUUAUGUCGAACUCGAAUAUUUGAAAGCCUGAAAUUGGGUUUUUUGGCUUUAUUGUUUUCGAUUUUCCCACAGUUUUCUCUCUCUAGAUCAAAUCUCGGGCAUAGGGUUUUCUCCCUGUGAUUUCAUCGAUCUGCUCGCUCUCUAUCUCAUUGGCCGUUUCUGUUUUUUUUUUUUUGUUUGUUUCCUUCUUGGCUCUGAUCAAGGCGGUGGAGUUUUAAUAUUAUGGUUGUUUAGGCUGUUAAAAUUAGUGAUUUUGGGUUAGCAUUUUUUUUCUCAAUAUUUAAGCAUUUCUUCUUAGAGGAAGAAAAAGGGGCUGUAGGAUUGCUGCAAGAAGUGAAGAAAGUGAGAUGGUGUAAGAAGUAUGAAUAUGGAUAAGAAUCUGUAUAUUUAUACAAAAUGGGUAGCAAGCUUGGAGCUAUUUACAUUGACAUUUCGUGAGUAGGUGGUGUGGUGUUUGUUAGUUACUGUAGAAUGCUAUAACAUAAGUUUUGAAGAAUGGAUGAAGAAAGAAUGUUGCAUCCCAGUUGGAUCGACAAGAGUCCUGCUGAAAUGGAAGCCGUUUCACGACUUUUCAUUUUCUCUUGUGUUAUUGCUGGCCUAGUUGGUCUUAUGACUAUAUUUUACACAGCUUUCCAGUGGAGAAGAAACAUUAACUUAAGUUGGAUGAAAGCUGUAGCUAGGUCGAAGAAAAACCCAAAGGCCAAUCCUAAGGUACCUGUGGCUCCUCAUACUUGGGAGUUGGAAUCUUUAUCCCGUGGAAAGAAUUUAAACUGCUGUGCUUGCUUAAAGCCAAUGUCACCAUCCCAAACCCUAGGGCCUAUGAUAGCUUCAGAGAGUUUCAUACACUGUUGUAGAAUCUGUGGUGCAGCGGCUCACUUGAUUUGCUCUUCAAGUGCACACAAGGAUUGCAAGUGUGUAUCCAUGAUCGGCUUUGAGCAUGUGAUGCACCAGUGGGCAGUUCGAUGGACACAGCUUACUGAUCAACCUGAUGAAUCUUCUUUCUGUAGCUAUUGUGAAGAGCCAUGUAGCGGGUCUUUUCUUGGUGGAUCUCCUAUAUGGUGUUGCUUGUGGUGCCAACGACUCCUACAUGUGGACUGUCACAGCAGUAUGUCUAAUGAAACACGUGAUAUUUGUGAUUUAGGACCAUUUAGAAGGCUGAUUCUCUCACCUCUUUAUGUUAAGGAGUUGAACCCUAAUUCUGGAUUUCUGAGCUCUAUCACACAUGGUGCAAAUGAGCUUGCUUCUUCAGUACGGGCAACCAUUAGGAGUCAGGGCAAGAAACAUAAGCAUAAUAAUGAAACCUUGGUUGAUACAGGUAGUAAUGGUAGCAUCUCUGACAUAUCUACAGAGAACACAGCUGAUACCCCACAAAAUGAAAAUGGUUCUCAUGCAUUAGAAGAGAACUGCAACGGAAGCAUGAAUGUGAGAACCCCUUGCCAAGAUGGUGGCACUGAGAAGAAAAUGGAAUCAAAGCCUAGUUUCAAAAGAAGUGGAUCGAUUAAUCAGAAGGACGAGUCUCAGGCAUUAAGAAUGAAGCAAAGAUAUGAGUUGAUAGAUCUGCCACCAGAUGCAAGACCGUUACUGGUUUUCAUCAACAAGAAGAGUGGUGCACAGCGUGGAGAUUCCCUCAGGCAGCGCUUGAACCUUCUUUUGAAUCCUGUUCAGGUUUUUGAAUUGAGUUCAACACAGGGACCAGAGAUGGGUCUUUUUCCAUUCAGAAAGGUGCCUCACUUCAGAAUACUUGUAUGCGGGGGAGAUGGUACUGUUGGUUGGGUUCUUAAUGCAAUAGACAAGCAAAAUUUCAUUUCUCCACCUCCAGUUGCUAUUCUCCCUGCUGGAACUGGAAAUGAUUUGGCCAGGGUUCUGUCCUGGGGAGGUGGUUUGGGCUCAGUGGAGAGACAAGGAGGCCUUUGCACAGUGUUGCAACACAUAGAGCAUGCUGCUGUGACCAUUCUUGACCGCUGGAAAGUAGCUAUUUUGAACCAACAGGGGAAGCAACUUCAAUCUCCAAAAUUUAUGAACAACUAUCUUGGGAUUGGUUGUGAUGCGAAGGUUGCUUUGGACAUUCACAACUUACGAGAGGAGAACCCUGAGAAGUUUUACAAUCAGUUUAUGAAUAAAGUGCUUUAUGCAAAAGAGGGUGCUAGGAGUAUAAUGGAUAGGACAUUUGCAGAUUUUCCUUGGCAAGUUAGAGUAGAAGUGGAUGGUGUUGAGAUAGAGGUCCCUGAGGAUGCAGAAGGUGUGCUUGUUGCAAACAUUGGAAGCUACAUGGGGGGUGUAGACCUUUGGCAAAAUGAGGAUGAGACAUAUGAGAAUUUUGAUCCCCAGUCUAUGCAUGAUAAAAUACUAGAGGUCGUGAGCAUAUCUGGAACUUGGCACCUUGGAAAACUGCAGGUGGGUCUUUCUCGUGCUCGAAGACUUGCACAGGGACAGUCAAUUAAGAUACAGCUGUUUGCUGCAUUGCCUGUUCAAAUUGACGGAGAACCUUGGUCUCAGCAGCCAUGUACAUUGUUGAUAUCACAUCAUGGACAGGCCUUCAUGUUGAAGAGGACAGCUGAGGAACCUCUAGGUCAUGCAGCGGCCAUAAUAAUGGAUGUGCUUGAGAGUGCUGAAACAAAUCACAUAAUUAAUGCUUCACAGAAGCGAGCUCUUCUUCAAGAAAUGGCAUUAAGGCUUGCUUAAAGGUUUUUUUCUCAGAUACUUACAGUCAGCGAUCAUGUUCUUGUUGUGCAGGCUUUUCGCAAAAAUAUUUCUUGUUUUAUAUAAUCUCUCUGUUUCCUCUUUUUAUACAAUGUAUACAUCAUGGUUUCUGCCAAAGCUUCUUGUUGAAGUGUUUUUGUAUAUGAAUCUUCUUAAACAUUAAUAUGAAAGGAGCCGCUUAUUGAUCGCAGUUUGCACAAUCAAAGAUGAGAUUUUUAGAGUUGAUAAAUUCUGUACAUUCCACAACUCAGGUAGCGCCAGUUGAUUAUACGUCUUUUAGCUCAUUGGGCUGCUUAUUACUCUCAAGCAGCCCUUGUUUGACCUUGUUCCAAACUUUAGCAGCAAGCUUUCUGGUAACUUCCUUUUUUCUCCUGUUGCUUGCAUUUCUGUUAAUGGUUGCACAGGUUUAAGUGUGAACAUAAAACUCUCUUUGGUGCUUCUGAAUUUUCUCCGUUUGCACGAUCUGAACAUUGAGAAUACAAGGGAGAUUUUAGGUAGCACAAGUGACCUGGUGAGGAGCCACUAGAUUGAUGCAUUGCCUUGUUCAACUGGUAUGUCACAGCUCGGAGCUCAUGAGUUGUAGAGGGUGCUGCCAUUGUUCCUAGGGCUUAGCCUUGUGAUAGGGUUCAGACUUUGGAGGUGGCCAUAAGUCGGAGAGCUGGAUGGUAUCGGCAUCCCCCUCAGGGUUUUACGAUAUGGGGAAGGCCGGACACUCUCCUCUGAUGUUUCUCCCAUUAGAAAAAUGGUUAUGAUGUGUGUCAAGUUUCCUAGCAGGUUUUUGGGUUUUGAAUGUGUUGAAAUCAGGAAUGCACCUUGCAAGUAACGAUAGGUGACUGCCAUAACCAUGCUAAACAAGAAAUUUGCUUUGUAUUCUACGCUUUGAGCAUGUUUUCGCGUAGAUUUUGGCCUGUCAUAUAGGUGGUUUGAGAUGAGGUUAAUAGUACACAUUUUUCUAUAUCAGAACAUGCCGUAGAUCAGUGCCAAAAAGAGGAUAAAUAAAAG
Molecule: messenger RNA, 3837 nt
Organism: Durio zibethinus
Lineage: Eukaryota; Viridiplantae; Streptophyta; Magnoliopsida; Malvales; Malvaceae
Gene: DGK1
Product: diacylglycerol kinase1
Biological process (GO): phospholipase C-activating G protein-coupled receptor signaling pathway
Cellular component (GO): membrane
Molecular function (GO): ATP-dependent diacylglycerol kinase activity
Source: RefSeq, a predicted model, not a curated record